AUGUGGAAUCUCAGAGAUGCACCUGUUCUUCUGCCGUACUUUAUUGAUGAUCAACCAAUUAAGGAUGUUGAGAAUCACAAGGACCUUGGAGUUCGUGUGGAUGCCUCACUUAAGUUCCACCUCCAUGUUAGAGAAAUUGCUAGGAAGGUUAGCGGCGUUGGGUUCUCUAUCUGGAAGGGAACAGUCUGCAGAUCUCCUGAUUUUAUGAAAACAGUCUUUAUUUCUCACAUUUGCCCCGUCAUCGAUUUCGCUUCUGUGGCUUGGUUCACUGGUUACCCUGGAGAUCUCAAAUUACUGGAAGUUGUCCAGAGACGGUGGACCAAGAAAAUUGAGGGAUACCAAGAUUUGUCUUAUAGUCAUGUGCAAGUUUUUGAGGCGACAUCCAGCUACAAUGCUCAGCGGGACUGUGAGCUCUUUGAAGAGGGAGACUUGUUGUUUGUACUGGACCGUAAUGAUCCUAAGUGGUGGCUAGCCAGCAGUAAUAGGAAGAAGGGCUACAUCCCUAGUGAUCUUGUGAGCAGCGACAAUGUUAAAAUGCUCAUUGUGGAUGCUGCCAGGAGAGGUAACUAUGAGUUGCUGGAUGAAUGCCUGGAAGCUGGAGUGUCUGUCAAUGCCCUGGACAAGGCUGGCUGUUCUGCCCUGCAUGGUGCAGCUCAUGCUGGUCACUUUGAUUGUGUCAUGAGACUCCUGAAGGAGCCCAAGUUGGAGAUAAACCUGCAGAAUAAAAUUGGGGACACUCCUCUGCACUGUGCUGCAGUGAAAGGCCACUUAGAGGUGGUGAAGGUAUUACUGCAACAUGGUGCCAAUUCUGAUUUGAUCAACAGGGAGAAUCAUACACCUCGCAGCUUGGCUAAGAGAGGCACCAUUAUUACAUUGCUUGACCAGGGCCUGGAAUAUGAAGAAACAGAACGUCAAGGUGAUGAUCCAGCAGACUCAGAGGACUCUGACUGAAUGGUAAAAUUGUGAAUUAUUAUUAAUGUGCCUUACAGAAUCUUUGUAUGUAUUUGAUCUACUGUUGUUAGUUUUAGUUAUGUCAACAGAUUAAUAUAGUUUAUACAUAUCCACUAUAAGAAGGGAAGUAGUGACCCUAAGUAUAGUUUACAUUCACAUUGUUACGAUAAUGUGAUGACAAAUUAUUACAUCCUAGGUCUGUGUACAAAUACAUUUCUUGCUGACAAAUUAAUAGUAUUAUGCUACCUUAAAGAGAUAGUGAUAAUGAUAAAUGAAUCCAAACUAUGAUAUGUAUUGUUAUGGUACUUAUGUCUCUGUAUAGUUUUAUGCGGAGCAGCAUUUCUCUUUUUCCUCAGCUUUCCUUGUCCAUCCUAUCCUUUUAUGAUAUUGUUUUGUAUUUUAAGGCUUAAGCUGUAAGUUUGAACUGAAGUUCUCACUACUCUGAUGACAAAAGUAAUCCAGAUACAAUAUAUAGUUCAUAGUCAUGAAAAAUUUACUUUUGCAAGUCCUAGGUUUUAUUACAUAUGUAUUAGCUGAUGUCAGAAUGAAAUGGUAGCAUUGCAGCAUUUGUGAUGUGUCCAGGAUUGAUUCUUGAGGACUUGAGUUGGAGAGGUAACUUGGGAUAGAGCCAGAGAGUCUAAAGAGAUUAGAUAGCCUUUAAACAGUUACAUACUAUCACUUAUUAUUAGCAGUAUAGAUUGGUAGCGAAAUCUGAUUUAAGGUUGAGACAAAUUCUAGAUCCAAUAUUGAUCAUUUUGAAGACAGACAAUCAAAAAUGUAUGUGAGUAUUGCUGAUCUAACACACAGAAGGUGGGAAUGUAAUUGUGAAUGUAAUACUGUAUAUUGUAAAAGCAUCUACUAUGAGCGAGACAUUUGAUACAAUGUUCCUUUUGCCCGAAUGUUGGAACUUUUGUGAUACAUAGAAAAAAAUAAGAUAUUAUAAUUUAA
Molecule: messenger RNA, 1899 nt
Organism: Portunus trituberculatus (swimming crab)
Lineage: Eukaryota; Metazoa; Arthropoda; Malacostraca; Decapoda; Portunidae
Product: osteoclast-stimulating factor 1-like
Biological process (GO): signal transduction
Molecular function (GO): protein binding
Source: RefSeq, a predicted model, not a curated record